AUGUGGUCAGUUGAGCUUAGUGAAUAUGACAUCGAAUUCCCAACUCAAACUUGCGCUAAGGAUGCGCAAGUGCUGGCAGAUUUCCAUAUAGAACUCCCACUCGCCAGUUCGGUUGAAGAUAAUAUCAAGGUCCCAUGGACGUUGCACAUGGAUGGCGCUUCUUCUAGGACAGGUGCAGGGAUUGGGGUUCGCCUCACCUCCCCUACAGGUGAAGUGAUCGAGCAGUCGUUUCGUUUGGCAUUCAGUGCAUCAAACAACGAAGCUGAAUAUAAGUCUUUUCUCGUUGACCUACCUCUCGCAGUAGGAAUUGGUGUACGAAAGCUCCAGGCUUUUUGUGAUUCACAGUUGGUCACCAACCAGUUUCUGGGAGAGUACGAGACAAAGGAUGGGCGCAUGGAAGCUUACUUAGCGGCAGCUCGGGAGUUAGCGACUAAGUUUGACGAUUUCGAAAUCAAUAAGAUCCCACGAAGUGAAAACUCUGCUGCAGAUGCUUUAGCAGCGCUAGCAUCGACUUCGGACCCUGCAACUACAAAAAUUAUCCCAGUAGAGGUCAUCGAAUUUCCAAGCAUACGUUUAGAGAGAGACUGGCGGAACCCAAUCUGGGCCUACCAGGAAAACGAGGAACUCCCAGCUGUCAAGUGGGCAGCUAGGAAACUCAAAAUCGUCAGUGCACGGUAUAGCAUCUAUAGCAGAGUACUCCUACGCCGAAGUGUAGCUGGUCCCUAUCUAACGUGUGUCGCUGGCGAGGAGCCCGCGGCAUUAAUGCAAGCUGUUCAUGAUGGUCCCUAUGGAAAUCACUCCGGAGGGCGAACUCUGGCCUUCAAAAUCAAGAGACAAGGGUAUUUCUGGCCUACUAUGGUCGCCGACUGCAAGGAAUAUUCCCAAACAUGCGAGAAGUGUCAAAAGCAUGCUCCAUCAAUCCAUCAGCCUACCGAACUCCUGUCUUCUGUUUCUGCACCUUAUCCAUUCAUGAGGUGGUCUAUGGAUAUCAUUGGCCCUUUACAUCGGGGACUGGGAGGAGUUCAGUACGUACUAGUCCUUACUGAUUAUUUCUCCAAAUGGGUGGAAGCAGUGGCCUAUGCGAAAGUGAGAAGUGAGGAAGUACAGCAGUUCGUGUUGAAGAGCAUAAUCUACCGGUACGGCGUUCCCCAUGAAAUCGUCACAGACCAUGGCCCGCAGUUCAUCUCCUCGCAGUUUGAAGGCUUAUGUGCGAAAUGGAAAAUACGACUCAGCAAGUCAACUCCUCGUUACCCACAAGGUAAUGGGCAAGCCGAAGCAAUGAACAAAGUCAUAUUAGCUAACUUAAAGAAAUGGCUCAACUCUCGCAAAGGGCACUGGCCGGACGAACUGCAAAGCGUACUUUGGGCAAUCCGAACAACACCCCGCCGGGACACUAACGAAACACUUUUUUUCUUGGUAUACAGAGUCGAUGCUGUAGUCCCAGCUGACAUAGAAGUACCCGGAGUCCGUUCCACGCUAAAUCCACUUCAGGCCGUGGAGAUGAGGAAUUUCUACAAGAUACCCUCGAUAUCAUAA
This is a messenger RNA of Camelina sativa (false flax), 1536 nucleotides long. Lineage: Eukaryota; Viridiplantae; Streptophyta; Magnoliopsida; Brassicales; Brassicaceae. The record is from RefSeq and is a predicted model, not a curated record.